Seriola aureovittata is the source of this 4868-nucleotide messenger RNA. RefSeq names its product inverted formin-2-like. The record is from RefSeq and is a predicted model, not a curated record. The transcript is spliced from 24 exons. Gene Ontology annotation, biological process: actin cytoskeleton organization. Gene Ontology annotation, molecular function: actin binding; small GTPase binding. The coding region runs from base 212 to 3574 and encodes 1120 amino acids. NCBI's taxonomy places the organism in Eukaryota, Metazoa, Chordata, Actinopteri, Carangiformes, Carangidae.
CAUCGGUAACUUAUUAAAACAAAAUGCACGCGCCCAGAUGGGCGGCUGCGAUGACCUCUGACACCGCCCAUCUGCGGCGGACGUGGUAGAGGACUGCGGGCGGUGGUUCACCGCACAGACCGGAAAGCUCCCGAAACUUUCCCCGCCGGGCACUGACAGACAGCCGGGGAGACGGAGAGCGUCUUCCCGCCCUCUCACGCUUCUCGUCGUCAUGACAGCCAAAACCAAAUGGGGGGUGGUAAAGGACCAAGUGACUGGAGGCCCCGCCCACGACCCAGAUGCCACGCUGGAGGCAAAUCUGGAGAACGCCGACCCUGAACUGUGCAUCCUCCUGCUGCAGGUUCCCACGGUAGUGAACUACUCUGGUCUGCGGCGGCGGUUGGAGGCCAGUGACCAGGCGUGGAUGGUGCAGUUCCUGGAGCUGCGGGGUCUGGACCUGCUGAUGGAGGCGCUGGAGCGUCUGUCCGGUCGCAGCUGUGCUCGCAUCGCCGACGCUCUACUGCAGCUGACCUGCAUCGCCUGCGUGCGCGCCGUCAUGAACUCGUCUGCAGGACUUCACUUCAUCCUGGACAACGAGGGCUACGUCAGGACCCUGACCCAGGCUCUGGACACGUCCAACGUCAUGGUGAAGAUGCAGGUGUUUGAGCUGCUGGCAGCUCUCGCUCUGUUUGACCCUCGAGGACAUCACCUGGCUCUGGACGCCUUCGACAGCUACAAGAGUCUGAAGAAGCAGCAGUACCGCUUCAGCGUGAUCUUGAAUGAGUUUCACGGUACCGACAACGCCGCCUACAUGGUGACGCUGAUGAGUGUCGUCAAUAUGCUGGUGCUGGGACAGGAAGACCUGAGGAAGAGGGACCGACUGCGACAGGAGUUCAUCGGCCUGCAGCUGCUGGAUCUGCUGCCCACACUCAGGGAGACGGAGGACAAGGACCUGAACAUCCAGUGUGAUGCGUUUGAGGACUCUCUGACAGAGGACGAGGAGGAGAUGGAGAGACUGUACGGAGGCAUCGACAUGAGCAACCACGAGCAUGUCUUCACCUCUGUCCUCACCAAGGUGUCCAGCAGUCCGUCCUCGGUCCAGCUGCUGUCCGUCCUCCAGGCCUUGUUGUUGGUGGACCCGGACAAAGCUCCGGUCUGGUCGGCUCUGGAGCUGCUGGCGGACCGAGCCACGCUGCUGGCCCAGGACCCUGAUGUGGAUUCUGUCGACUGUGUGCUGGAGAGGCUCCUCCCCCAAAGGUCCCUCUCAGCCAAUCGCAGGAUCCGAACCAUCGACAGGGCAGUACAGACACGACUACCUGACAGUCCCCCCAGCCAAUCAGAGAAAACACCAUCUUCAGCAGUGUCUUCUCAAGCUCCUCCCACUUUGCCUUCACCUAAUAUGAAAGCUGCACCACCUCCUCCUCCCUCACCAGGUAUGGGAGUCCCACCCCCUCCCCCUCCCUUACCUGGUAUGGGAGCCCCACCCCCUCCUCCUCCCCCUCCUUUACCUGGUAUGGGAGCCCCACCCCCUCCUCCUCCCUUACCUGGUAUGGGAGCUCCACCCCCUCCUCCUCCCCCUCCUUUACCUGGUAUGGGAGCCCCACCCCCUCCUCCUCCCUUACCUGGUAUGGGAGCUCCACCCCCUCCUCCUCCUCCCUUACCUGGUAUGGGUCCUCCACCCCCUCCUCCAGGUGACAUCAUUGUAGCCCAGGCAUUUCAAGGUCUGGGCAGGUCAUAUUACAGCCCCCCACCUCACACAAGCCCCGCCCCCUGCCCCACCCUGCGUAUGAAGAAACUGAACUGGCAGAAGCUCCCGUCCAGAGCGCUGACAGCUCCUCAGUCCCUGUGGACGUCGUCAUCUUCAGACUCUGUGGAACCGGAUUACUGCAGCAUCGAGCAGCUCUUCAGUCUCCCCCCGACUGAGACCAAGACUAGAACCAAAACCAGGACCGAACCCAAAGAGAUUUCCUUCAUUGAUGCCAGGAAAAGUCUGAACCUCAACAUCUUCCUCAAACAGUUCAGAUGUUCCCAUGAGGACUUUGUGUCUCUGAUCUGGAGAGGAGACAGAUCCAAGUUUGAUGUCGAGGUCCUGAAACAGUUGAUCAAACUGCUGCCAGAGAAACAUGAGAUAGAGAACCUGAAGUCUCACCAAGCGGACAGGGACAAGUUGGCGUCAGUGGACCAGUUUUACCUGCAGCUGCUGGACGUCCCCAGUUACUCUCUGAGGAUUCAGUGUAUGUUGCUGUGUGAGGAGAGCAGCUGUGUGUUGGAGACUCUGAAGCCCAAAGCUGAAGUUCUGGACCGAGCCUGUCAGAGUGUUAGGGAGAGCACUCGGCUGCCCAGCUUCUGUAAACUCAUCUUGAGUGUUGGAAACUUCCUCAACUAUGGGACUCACACAGGGAACGCUGAGGGUUUUAAGAUCAGCACUCUGCUCAAACUGACAGAAACCAAAGCCAACAAGUCCAGAAUCACCCUGCUGCACCACAUCCUGCAGGAGGUGGAGGAGAACCACCCUGACCUGCUCAACCUGCCGGACGAUUUGGAGAUCUGUGAAAAGGCUGCUGGGUUUAACGUGGAGUCGAUUCAGUCUGAAGCGAACACUCUGAUCAAACAGCUGAAAAACUCUGAGAGCAGAGUUUCCUCUUCAUCUGAGGACUUGAAGGAGCAGUACCUGUCCACCAUACAGGACAGCCUGCGGUCCUGUGAGCAGCUGCAGCAGCUGUUGUCCUCAGUGGAGGACAGGAGGACGGAUCUGUCCAUCUACCUGUGUGAAGACAGUGGCAACUUCUCCCUUGACGAAUUCUUCAACACCAUCAAGACCUUCAGAGGACUGUUCCUCCGAGCCGUCAAGGAGAACGGGAUUCGCAGGGAGCAGGAGAGGAGGAGGAAGCAGCAGGAGGAGGAGAGGAGACACAGAGGAGAUGACAAGAUAAACCAUGUUCUGAAACAUGUCCACCUGUCGUCUCCAGUCAGGAAGGACGUGUCCAACCAGGACGGCGGCUGCAUCAUCGACAACCUGCUGGCUGAGAUCAGGAAUGGCUACAACCUGAAGAGGACCAGACCCCGAGCCGAGAGGGGCGGCAGACUCCAUGAUCAUCCUGGGGUCAUACAGAGGUCAGCGGCUGUGGACGAGCCCUCAGGCCCUCCAGAGACAGUCCAGGUUCCCACAGAUCCACCAUCAGAAACGAGACCAGAACCAGAGACGGACAGCGUCCCCACAGAGACCCAAAACCUCCCUGAACACGCCUCCCCUCCUGCUGCUGACACGGAGGGGGGCCAGAGCCAGACCAGAUUCCAGGACUCUGAGGUGGACUCUGGUCCUGACUCAGAGACUAGAGUCGGAGCUCCUGCAGGAGAGGAGGAGGUCCAGCUCAGACCAGAGGAUCCAGGAACAAAGCAAGAUUUAAACAAAGUAAACAGGAACGAGGAGUCUGAGUUUGAGGAGAUCACAUCGUUAGAGGCCAGAACACCCAACCACGAUGAUCCAGAUCCUGGUCCAGACAGACCAGCAAAGUCCAGGACCGGUUUAGCAGGAGCCGACGCCCCCUCUGGAUCCAAACACUCAAAAACUAAGAAAGGAUGUGUUUCACACUGAGAUGGACAGAGGAUGACUCGUCUCCACGACAACAGGACUGAAUCUGUUUUCAUGAAACAUGAAAAAUAAAAACAGGUUUAGUGUUUUUAGAAAAAUAUUUUAUUUCUCUGUUUAAAGUUAAAAGUAUGUGUCACCUGAGAUUCUUCACCAUUAUUAUCACCUGUUUCCUGAAGUGACUCGGCUUUAAUCCACUGACCCUCCACAAACCUGCUGCUCUUAAUCUGGUUUGAUCUGGAUCCUGGAUUUAUUCAGGUUUCAGUUGUUGGAUUUCACUCGAAGAUCAGUGAACACUUAUUCUCAUAAUCAAAUCAUUGUUCCAGAUGUCAGACAGUCCCAGUUCCAGAUGUCAGACAGUCCCAGUUCCAGAUGUCAGACAGUCCCAUGUCUGACUCCGACUCUGAGAAAUGAUAAAAUUAUUAAGUGAUCAAUAGAUUAAAGAAGAAAAUAAUCAGCAGAUUAAACAAUAAUGAAAUAAAAAAAGAGCAGCAGCCUAGUCGUCAUCAUCAUCAUCAUCAUCAUCUCUUCAGACAGAAACACAGUGAGGACGAGUCGCUGAAUUGAGCACAUACCAGUAAUCCUCCCGUCCUCCCGGUGUGAGAACAGAUUCAAACAGUUUGUUUCGAAGGUUUGAGGAUUCAGCUCUGAAACAGAUUCAUGUGUUUCAUGUUGUUAACGCUCAGACAGUUUGAGCUGGAGUCAGAUGUUGUGUGUUGCUACAGGAGAGAUGUUUAACACUGAGUUUUACUAGAAUGUCAGUGAGAUGUUUCCUUCCUGUUUGAACAGAAAUCGUCCCUUCACAAUAAAACCAGCUGCUGUUUGUUCUGUAACAGAAAAGUAGUAUUGCAUCUGAUGUGUGUGUGUGUGUGUGUGUGUGUGCGCGCGCUCCUAAUGACCACUUCCUGUGUAACUGUAUAUAAUCAGUGUUAAUGUCGGUGUUUAAGCUGCUCCUUAAUCCUCUGUUUAUCCUAACGGUCGUUGUCCUGACAACCUGGACUCACUGCAGCAACAGUAACUACCACGGUGGAAAUGCUGUUACAGGUAGAGGCAGCGCCCUCCAGUGUCUCAUUCAUUAAAGACACGUGAACAGUGAAACAACAUCUCACAGUUUAGAGAACCAACAGAAGGAACCUCAGGGUGGAACAUCUCUGCAGCUGAACCACUUCAAACAGAACCCCUGACCCCUCAUUAUCAUUAUCAUUAUUAUUGUUAUUGUUAUUGUUGUUGUCAUCAUUGAUCGUUUCAACGGUGCUGCUCUAUGUAAACAGUGAGGUGACGUCAUCCCAAACCGGAGCCU